AUGUCCCCCCCCCCCCCCCCCCUCGGGGGACUGCCCUCGCCGGAGAGCCCGAUCCAGAGCCCGGGCGCUCUGGGCUCGCCACGAGGCGUUACGACAAUUGAGGAGCGCCGCUACUUCAAGCAGCAGGAGAUCACCCGGCCAGCCUCCCUGCCUCAGGAUGCCGUCGUGCCGGAGGCCACCCGGUUGGCGGCCACCAACCACUAUCUGGCCCCCUCUGGCUCGUCCUAA
This is a messenger RNA of Fonticula alba, 228 nucleotides long. RefSeq lists its product as hypothetical. NCBI's taxonomy places the organism in Eukaryota, Rotosphaerida, Fonticulaceae. The coding region runs from base 1 to 228 and encodes 75 amino acids. The transcript is spliced from 2 exons. The record is from RefSeq and is a predicted model, not a curated record.